This is a messenger RNA of Cyprinodon tularosa, 2201 nucleotides long. Its product is annotated as vacuolar protein sorting-associated protein 13C-like. The coding region runs from base 38 to 1783 and encodes 581 amino acids. Gene Ontology annotation, cellular component: extrinsic component of membrane. The record is from RefSeq and is a predicted model, not a curated record. NCBI's taxonomy places the organism in Eukaryota, Metazoa, Chordata, Actinopteri, Cyprinodontiformes, Cyprinodontidae. Gene Ontology annotation, biological process: mitochondrion organization; protein retention in Golgi apparatus; protein targeting to vacuole. The transcript is spliced from 17 exons.
UGUCAUCGCUUCCUAGGUAAACCUGAACCAAGCUGUCAUGAAAAUGCGCCAACCUCAGUCUUGCCCGGUGAGGAGGAACUUCCUGUCGGGGAUCCAGGUGGAGUUCAAGCAGUCGCUCCACCAGCGCAGCCUGAGAGCCCAGCUGCACUGGUUGCAGGUGGACAACCAGCUGCCAGGUGCCGUCUUCCCCAUCGUCUUCCAUCCAGUUCCUCCACCAAAGUCUAUCGCUCUGGACUCAGAGCCAAAGCCCUUCAUGGACAUGUCGGUCAUCAUGAGGUUCAACCAGCACAGCAGCGUCAUGCAGUUCAAGUACUUCAUGGCCUUAGUUCAAGAGAUGGCCGUGAAGAUCGACCAGGGUUUCCUGGACGCUGUGGCGGCUUUGUUUGCUCCGGCUGCAAACCUGCAGAAUGACGGACAGAAGUCGGGGCUGAUCGAAGGAGACCUGAAGCGUCUGCAGGCAGAGCCGACGGACGCCUCCCUGGCAGAUGGCUCAGGAAUCAGCUUCUUUGAAUUUUUUCACAUCUCACCCAUCAAGCUCCACCUCAGUCUGUCUCUGGGCUCCAGCGAUGGCGACUCUGCCCAGCAGAACCCCAUCACCCAGUCCCUGAACCUGGUCCUGAAAAGCAUCGGGGCUACGCUGACCAACGUUGAUGACAUCAUCUUCAAACUGGCCUUCUUCGAGGUGAAGUACCAGUUCUACAGCAAAGAGAAGCUGAUGUGGGCCGUGGGCCGACAUUACACCGAGGAGUUCCUGAAGCAGAUGUAUGUUCUGGUUCUGGGCCUGGAUGUCCUGGGGAAUCCUUUCGGACUGAUCCGAGGCCUGUCUGAAGGGGUGGAGGCCUUCUUCUACGAGCCGUUUCAGGGAGCUGUUCAAGGCCCGGAAGAGUUUGCAGAAGGUUUUGCCAUCGGCGUCCGCAGCCUGCUUGGUUCAACUGUCGGUGGCGCCGCCGGAAUGUUCUCCAAGAUCACCGGAUCCAUGGGCAAAGGCCUGGCAGUAAUCACCAUGGAUAAGGAGUUCCAGCAGGAGCGUCGGGAGGAAAUGAACCGACCCACCAGGGACUUCAAAGGCAGUCUGGCCAAAGGGGGGAAGGGUCUGCUGAAGGGCGUCGUGGGCGGAGUUACAGGCAUCGUGACUAAACCUGUGGAAGGAGCCAAGAAGGAGGGGGCGGCCGGAUUCUUUAAGGGGAUCGGGAAAGGUUUGGUGGGCGUGGUGGCCCGGCCCACCGGCGGCAUCGUGGACAUGGCCAGCAGCACCUUCCAGGGAAUCCAGAGAGCGGCCGAGGCGACGGAGGAGGUGACCAAACUCCGGCCGGUCCGUCUCAUCAAGGAGGACGGCGUCAUCCGACCCUACGACGCCACUGAGUCGCAAGGAUUCGACCUCUACCAGCGCACCGGGAUCAAACCUCUGGAGGGGGAGGCGUUCCGGACGCACUGCCCCAAUCCUGCCCACAGGAAGUCCAACAUCAUCGUCACCAACAGGCGGGUGUUCUGUGUGAAGGAGAUGGACCUGUUGGGUCACCUGAUCACCGACUGGGAGUGUCUGUUUGAGAACUUCCACCGUCCUCCAGCUGUGAGCGGAUCAGAGCUGAAGAUCUACUGCAAGGAGAUUCAUAAACUGAAGCUUCCGAAAAACCAGGAACCAGUGAGAACGCUUCAGUUAAAAGACCCUCAAAUCGCCCAGAAGCUGCACGAGGCCAUAUGGGACGCUCAGGACGCCCAGAAGCAGCACCACAUGGUCAGGCAGAAGUCCCAGCGCUUCCUGAGGCUCAGCAAGAAGCAGUGAUGUCACAUCCUGUCUGGGGCUCCGCUGGGUGCUGGUCUAAGUUGGUCUGUCGGCGACUCAGCUGUCUGGUUUUGGUUUUCUACGUCUUCCUGUUCCUGGAGAAAUGUUAUUGUUUGCCUAAAGCUGUUGAUGGAUCAUGUCUCAGUGCGAGGCGAUCAUGAUGCCAAACGCUCAGUGGUUUGCUGGAACUACGUUCUUCUGAAUAUCUGGGUUAUUUUGUCCCUGCUUUCUGUCUGCAGGUUUAACGAAGCCAUUUAAACUUUUUGCACUAGAUUUGCAUCGACCACUGUCCCAAUAAUGGAUGUUUACAUCACUGUUGGAUUUAAGCACAAACCUUUGGAUAAAUUAUAUUCCUAGAAAGUUUGUAUCUUCAACAAAAAAAAAUCAAUAAACCUAAAAAUGAUUAAUCAAUCUCAAA